Messenger RNA from Trichogramma pretiosum, 2470 nucleotides. RefSeq names its product broad-complex core protein isoforms 1/2/3/4/5-like. Gene Ontology annotation, cellular component: nucleus. The transcript has 6 exons. Bases 942 to 2207 code for a protein of 421 amino acids. The record is from RefSeq and is a predicted model, not a curated record. Lineage: Eukaryota; Metazoa; Arthropoda; Insecta; Hymenoptera; Trichogrammatidae. Gene Ontology annotation, biological process: regulation of transcription by RNA polymerase II. Gene Ontology annotation, molecular function: protein binding.
CCCCUGCACGCUCUGUGUGCGUGCCGUACUCCGCUCGAAACGAUUUUCAAGGCGCGCAGAGCCAGGGGCGUCUCUAGAAUUUGCGCCUCCGAGCCCGAUGCGCUGCCACCAUAUACACAUGUAUACUCUCGUCUCUCAGAGCGACCAAUCGGAGCGCGCAGCAAACCCGACAUUCGUAUUUCGCAGUCUGUGAGUCUGUACCGCACUAUAAAGGCUGGCAAUGCUGGCACGAGUCGAUUGCCUGUGCUUUGCGUACUCGAGUGUGUAAGUGUGUGCGUGCGCUUGUGAAGUCAGUGGCCGAUGUCGGUGUAUGCGUGUGUAUGUACAUUGUGCACAUCACACACACACUCCGGCUCAGCUCACACACAAUACACAUGAGUACACACUCAGACACAGACUGCAGCGCGCGCAUGCGCACAGCUAUGUAUAGCAUACAAACUCGCUGAACAAGAGCUGAGAAAAUUGCGGGUUGCGAGGGCGUCGAGGGGAUUCGACUGUUCACAUCUGUCUCUUUCUCGCUUGCUCGUUCUCGCUGCACGUAUAUGAGGCACGCGAGGCACACGCCAAAUGGAGCAGCUUCGUUUCGAUGUAUGAGUAAAGAAAGCAGUCCUACACGUAUACAACGUGUAUAACGCGUAUGCGUAUCUUACUGCAACUAUAACAACGCAACGCGACCAGGCGCCUUUGCGAGUGCGAACUGCCAGCGACAACGACUGAACGAGUAAAAGAAAUAUAUAUCAUGUAUAUAUUUAUAUAUAUAACGGGAACUUCUCCGCUUUCGAGGCAACCUCAAUCGAGCAAAUUUAGUCCGGUACGAAACUGACAUUGCAUCACGCAUCUGCACGAAAAUUGCGGGCACAAGCCCAACCCAGCUCCUGUGCAAAAAAACAUCCGAGAAACAUGUAUAAGGACCCCGUGAAACUGCUGCUACCUGCCAUCGGAUGGGUAGCACCAAUCAACAACUGUACAGCUUGCACUGGAAUGAUUAUGGCUCAUCUCUAACUUCUGCUGUGCAACAUCUUCGCGGACACGGAGAUUUAGUAGACGUGACACUAACAGCUGGUGGACAACAUUUUCCUGCGCAUAAAAUAGUACUAUCUGCGGCGAGUCCUUUCCUCCUUGAAAUUCUGAAGACGACACCAUGCCAGCAUCCAGUGGUUAUGCUUGCUGGUAUUAGUGCAGAUGAUCUAGAGGCUAUUUUAGAAUUUGUGUACAGAGGACAAAUAAGCGUGGAGCCCUCACAGUUGCCUUCGCUGUUGCAGGCAGCGCAUUGCCUCAGCAUUCACGGUCUUGCACCACCAACCAUCAUGACAGAGAAAGGAGAAGAAAUUCCUCUCUCUUCUAUACCUGGCUGUAAUGACAUUGCUACAGCCAGGGAAACACUUGAUGCCUAUCGAGCUCAGCAUCGAAGAAAGAAAAAGAGGAAACAAGAAGGUGGUGGUGGAAAGUGGCCCAGAGCUGGAUAUCAUUCAAGCCUUGAUUCUAGAUCCUUAGAUUCAGAAGAUAAUAGGUCAUUAGAUUACGGACACAAAGAUGGAACUGACGAUGAAGGAGACUGGAACUCGAAAUCAAGAACUUUGUCUGAUCAACCAGCUACUUGUCCGUUGUGUGGAGCUGUCAUACGACAGUCAAGAAAUUUGCGAAGACAUUUGGAACUGUUGCAUUUUGGCGUUGGUUCUGGAAAAUCGCGUAGUAAAAAGGACAAAAAUAAGGAUAAAGAUAAGGACUAUAUUCCCAAAUCAUCAUCAUAUUCUAGAGCAACUUUAACUCUGAGAGAUAACCCAAAGUCUGAUUAUGCAGACUAUCCCGGUGUAUCUUCUUUAAGUUUAAGUUCAAGCAUCCACCCCAAUCCAUCUAAUGUUCCAGGUACGUCUUUCAUGCUAUCUGGUACAGGAGGGCUUGCUCCACCACCGCCAGCUCCUGAUCACUCACACCAUCACUCCCAUCAUAAUCCGAAUUCUUUAACAGCUACAAACUGUCCACCCGUAUCCUCGAUUCCACCAACGAUGCCAAAUAAUAGCAUAUACUCCGCCUCUGAUUCUGCGACCAUGCUCAGCUCUCUCUUUCCUACAUUGCCCUCGUUACCGACUCUGUCGAAUCCUCACGAUGUCUUUCGCCAUUCAGAGUUCCUGAGGGCCAACAUGGGCUAUCCUCAGCAACAGCAACCUCCUCCAGGACGACAUUUGCAGCGCACUGAUGUUACGUGAGCCUACAGGUAUUGCUGAUAGCACGCCCGCAAAAGAAGCUGUUAACCCACGUCUCGUGCUAACGAAAGCUUCAUCUUACUUUGUUGAAGAUAAAAAACUCUUUCUUAAACUUUGACAUAUAUCUUUAAUAAUAAGAGUUAUAGAAUUAUUCUUAUGAUUUGUAUAUACAAUAAGUAUGUUUUUCUAUAGGUACUAAACAUAGAAACGAUGUGAAUGUUGCAACGCUAAGAAAGAAUUAAGAGGUACACGCGUAUUUAUUGUAU